GAGAGAAAAGAGUUCCAAACAAGAACGAAACCCUUCCUCCGCGAGAUUUAUCUACGAACAUGAAGCCUUUCACCGUGGCAGUCCUCUUUGCGCUCGUUUUCGCUCUCGGCGUAAAUUCCGCGUCCGUCAGCCUUUCGAGUAGCAAACUGACGCUCAAUGGUAACGCUCACAUUCAGUAUUAUGGUCCCAAAGAGGCGAUUUGGGCUGGUUUAUCCAACGGUGGCCGAUAUCCCAUCAUUAAUAGUGGUGAUCGGAUCGCUUUGCGGUCAGCCUACACUUCUGGUAGCAAUGUUAAGUACUGGAUGCGCUGUACCACGUCAAAUUGUGCUUGGUAUACCUGCCCUGGUCAGGUGAUGACUUCAUCAGCUUGGUCUUCCUGUUCAUCCACAAUGUUUUAUUACAUUCACGCCAUGGGGAAGAUGAACGGCCAGCCAAUUAACAGCGGUGACGUAGUGUCGCUGAGUAGCUACGGCUAUGGAAGCAGAUACCGGCUAUUCUGUGGUACAUCAACCAGCACCAAAUGCUACAUGCGUUCCACAGUCAGCUCAUUGACGGGAAACAGCUGGUUCAGCUACAAUUACGUAACGUUUCAGCUCUUUUCCAAGUAUUCCACUGAUGGUACUCCUGUGCAGUACGGUGAUGUCGUGGCCUUCAAAUACCCGUACGCUUUUAACAGUGCCUGGUUGUAUAAAUACAGUAGCUAUUUUUAUCCUCGCAGCUGCAGCACAAACAGCAAAAGCUCUUGUGCCACUCAAAAUACCACCACUGGCUUCAAGAUCUUUAAAAAGCUUUAACGCAUGACAUUCACAUCUGAAAGCUUUAAAAAAGGUUUCAGCCAGAAAAGUGCCACUUGCAAGUUAAACUGUAUUUUACCGUUUCUCAGAAACAAUAAAAUCGACGAAAGUUGAAAAA
Messenger RNA from Pocillopora verrucosa, 912 nucleotides. NCBI's taxonomy places the organism in Eukaryota, Metazoa, Cnidaria, Anthozoa, Scleractinia, Pocilloporidae. The record is from RefSeq and is a predicted model, not a curated record.